AUGCUCAACUAUGAAUUUGUCGACUCCUACAUCGUCUUCGAGGAUCAGCUACGGAAAAAUCCCCCCUUUGUUCGCCGUGUGAAGCUGCCAACUCGAAGCAACGUACUUUCUGGCACGCCGCUCAUCGAUAAGCUUCGGGGGAAGACGUUGAAGACACCGGGCAUCAAAAGUAUUCAACGUGAAGUGCGGAUGGAUCAUCAUAUUCCGGCAUAUCUGGAUUGUCUAAACGAUGAAGAACUGGGCCGCUACGCAUUCACCACCAUUCAUGACUUUGCUGCAUUCCGUAAUUGGCGAGCGCACCGGCUUGCAAAACGCGACAAUCCAUACGCCUGCAACUUCAUGCGAUAUAAGCGGGCACCAAUUGUGAUUUUUGUUUGUAAGAAACCCCGGCCGGACGCCACGGGUGAACUUAGCGACAAUGAGAAGAGUAUGCUGCUGUAUGGCAAGAACCUCGAAAAGUACGCGUCGAUUGAUCCUAUGUUCGGCGCAAUCAACCUCAGUUGGGUCGCCUAUCACGCGCCAUUCAUCAAAACGUGCGUUGCGCUCCACGAUUACGGUGUCAUUAAAGAAGUCAAAACUUUGAACGUUCAAAAGCAAGAGACGAAGGAUAUAUUGCAAGCUGCCGACAGGGACUGGGAAUCGAUGGCGCGCCAAUUUUGGGAGAAAAUAUUUAAGUCUGGCAAUUUGAGCUCAUUCAUCGAUGUUGCGUCGGCCAUCCUUCGAAUGGACUGCAGAAUCUACGAGAUUAGCCGAUAUGGC
Mesorhabditis spiculigera is the source of this 759-nucleotide messenger RNA. Lineage: Eukaryota; Metazoa; Nematoda; Chromadorea; Rhabditida; Rhabditidae. The record is from the annotation of a GenBank genome assembly.